Molecule: messenger RNA, 1284 nt
Organism: Octopus sinensis (East Asian common octopus)
Lineage: Eukaryota; Metazoa; Mollusca; Cephalopoda; Octopoda; Octopodidae
Exons: 7
Coding region: 288-1262 (324 amino acids)
Source: RefSeq, a predicted model, not a curated record
AAACUUUAUUUCAAAUUCUUGUUCAAUAUUUGAGUGUUUUACGAUAUGUGCUGUUGCCUAGGCAAAACCCGAUUCCUGCGAGGGCUUCAUGCCAUUCAUCAAAAAGAAUAUGUGAGGUUUAUUAAAUUCGCAAUUAACCUAGUCUGGUAAAUAAACACACGUUGGAAAAUAAAAGCAAGCUGUAUACAGUAUCAAUAUUCCCAUAAUAUUCAGUAGUACAAACUUCUAUAAGGAGAAUACUAGUCAAUAUUAACAAAGCAAAGACGGUGAAUGUUAACUUCCAAACAAUGGCAUACUUUUUCAGCAAUAACCUGCUCUUGAUUUUAAUAGGCAUAGCGGAAAUUUUAGAAAUCAUUCAAGGUUAUCAACUUGGACAAUGGUUUAUUGAAGUACAAUCUGCAAAGUUAUCUAGCAGUGAAUCUCAAACAAUCACUGAAAUUAAUAUCACUGGUACUUAUAGUAGCGCUUGUGCAAACUGGUGUCUGAGUUGGUCGACAUGUCACUCAUUUGUUUUCAACGAAGAAUUGAAUCAAUGUAUGAUAUAUCCAACAAGUGCCGCAACUGAAUCUUUGGUACCAGUAAAUGGUUAUAACUAUUACCAACUUAUUAAAUACAACAAAGAAAAAAUUAUGUCUAUUUUGGGCGCUUCAUUUGCCGAAAAAUACUCGACCCAGAGAUUCUACUCCACUCUACAGGAAUGCAAAUUAUUUUGUCUGAAACAAGCACUGUGUUCAUCAUUUACCUUUUGCCAAACAGAUGGAUUGUGUCUCUUGAGUAAUCUGACGUUUUCUCAAUUAAAUCUUGAAGCCAAAAACUCAAGAUGGAGCAGUUAUCAACUUAAAGGAAAGCAGUCAACAGGAAAUCCAAUACUACCUACAACACAGUCUUCCUUACAGAAUGGAGAAGUAAUGACCUCCUGGAAGCUGCAGUUAUUCAGAACGUCUGAUGUUAUUAUGAAAUAUGGCAUUCUUGUACAAAUACAAUCUCGUACAAUUUUUGUAUUUGACACACGAAGAAAUUCUGUUGUAUCAAACGAUGGAGGACAACAAAUUGUUGUUGAUACAUUCACUUUCCAAAUGUUGACAAGACAAGGAAGAUUGAAAAGUUUCUUACUUUGGUGUUUGCAACAAAUAGAUGUAAAUGAUAAUUGCAUUGGGCUAGAAGUUAGCUUGAUUGUGCUGACUAAUUUGAAUACAGGACAAGUUUAUAGCAGUGUGUUUAAUAAAGAGCUGACACCUAUUCCAAGUACUGUUUAUGUUUAAUAAAAUAUAAUAGACAUCGCAA